AUGGAUGUAGAUCCAAAUCUAGCAUAUCACUUGACUCUUCUUGAAGACUCCGAUGACCACAGUGACGAAGUCGUGCUAGCCCCUGUCUUUACGGGCCCAGUCCUCAAUCAAUCCGGCCAGAUCCCAUCCCAAUUUGCCCUAUUGGGAGGGUUGAAGAGAGUUCAAGCACCAGGUUUUCCAACUCCUCAGAACCAGCUUAUUGAAAAAGAUCCACGACUGUUCUUCAAUGUUUCAUCGCCAUCGAGCACCUUCAUCUGCGGUUCUCAGGGGUCGGGUAAAAGCCAUACCUUGUCUUGCAUACUGGAGGGCGGCUUGAUCCCCUCUAAGGCUGGUAGACUUCCGAAUCCCCUAACGGCUGUCGUAUUUCACUAUGACACUUUCAUCUGCGAUAACGGCGGUUCUCCUUGUGAGGCUGCAUUCCUCGCGUCUCACUCUCAGAUUAAUGUCAGAGUUUUGUGUGCCCCAACAAACAUUAGGACUAUACGAGGGACCUACGCAAGGUUCAAUAUCAAGGUAGAGCCUUUGCAAAUAGAUCAGGCCAAUCUGAAUACCAAGCGCAUGCUAGAUCUUAUGGCAGUGGGCCAAGAUCAGGGGUCAGUACCUUUGUACAUGCAUACUGUCCAGCGUAUUCUCCGGGAGAUGCGCUUUUUGCAGCAAGAGCACGCAUCCAAAUUCGAUUACCAAGAGUUCAAAAAGCGAGUUCUUGGUUCUGAUCUUCUUCCUAGUCAACUUGAGCCCUUGAAGCAACGCUUAGAGACGCUGGAGAGCUUCAUGCCUUCCCAUCAAGCAAAACCAGCGAGUGGGAUAAAUAAGAAGAACGGAAAAUCCCAAGCCGCAAGCUCGAGCUGGGCACCGGAGCCAUCACAAUUGACGAUCGUUGAUCUUUCCUGUCCGUGCAUCUCACCUGACACGGCGUGUUCUCUGUUCAAUGUUUGCUUUGAAAUAUUCAUGGAGCAGGACACAAAGGUUGGCCGAAUAGUUGCACUCGAUGAGGCUCAUAAAUAUAUGAAAGACUCAGUUGAAGCGCGGAGCUUUACAGAUACCCUUCUUUCAACUGUCAGGUUGCAACGCCACCUUGGGGCGCGCAUCCUUAUUUCCACCCAAGAGCCGACAAUUUCAAGCGACCUCCUCAGCCUAUGCUCGGUUACCAUUGUCCACAGAUUUACCUCGCCAGCAUGGCUACGCGCACUGCAAGGGCACGUGGCUGCAGCAGCUUUGGGGACACAGUUCAGUGAGGAAGCAGCGACCACCAUUGAAGAAGAAUCAGUCAUGCCCGAGGUAUCAGGCAAGCUAUCAUUGUUCUAUCGGAUUGUAAACCUUCGGGUGGGUGAGGCCUUGCUGUUCUGUCCUGGUGCGGUACUGGGUACUGCAGCAGAAAGUCCUAGCUCUCCAGACCUCAGUAGAUUGGGUGCUGGAUAUCUAGUAAUCAGGAUUCGGAAACGAUUGACGGAAGACGGUGGAAAAAGCGUUAUAUCAUUGUAG
Messenger RNA from Penicillium antarcticum, 1482 nucleotides. RefSeq lists its product as uncharacterized. The record is from RefSeq and is a predicted model, not a curated record. The coding region runs from base 1 to 1482 and encodes 493 amino acids. The transcript has 4 exons. NCBI's taxonomy places the organism in Eukaryota, Fungi, Ascomycota, Eurotiomycetes, Eurotiales, Aspergillaceae.